Molecule: messenger RNA, 885 nt
Organism: Nicotiana attenuata
Lineage: Eukaryota; Viridiplantae; Streptophyta; Magnoliopsida; Solanales; Solanaceae
Exons: 2
Coding region: 1-885 (294 amino acids)
Biological process (GO): negative regulation of DNA-templated transcription
Source: RefSeq, a predicted model, not a curated record
AUGGAGAAUAACAUAGUACACAAAUUCUCUCGUUUGUUCCCUUCCUCUUUCUCUUCCUGUCAGUUCCGAAAUCUACCCGAUGUUGUUGAAAACUCUAUUGUUAUCUCCAAAAGUUCCAAUAAUCAUGUUCUUGGAGCUUCAUCUAGAACCCAAUCUUCAAUCAAAACUCAAGAAUCCAAAUCAAACAAGAAUGAUCAUUUGAAAGUUCCAAAAUGUUAUACUAAAACGCAUAUCCAUAAAGAGUCAAAUGUUAUGAAAAGUUCUUCAUCAUGGUUUAGUAGUGAAGGUGGAGAUGAAUUUAGUGGCGAAACAGAAGAUGCUUUAUUUAGCUUGUCUUCUGGUUAUUUUUCCGACAACGAGCCAAAAGAAGGUAAAUGGACGAGUUGGGUCAAACUUGAGCGAGUCAGGGUCAAAUCAAUAAACGGACUUGAGUUUCCCACCUCGAAAACAGAGCAAAACAGAGGGAAAAUCAGCCAGACAAGAUCCGGCGGAAGAACACGCCGGAAAACCAGCCCGGUGGAGAAGUUUGAUUAUUACAGUGAUUCGAACAGUGGUAAUACUCGUCGGAAAACCACCAAGUGUCGCCGGGAAACAGGGAGGAACCACCGGAAAAUCAAGAAGAUGAGUUUGAUUAGCUCUGAUAAAAUUGGUCAGUUUUCAAUUGCUAUUAACGGGAGAAAUGAAGAGAGCAUUGCAGUGGAGAAGAAUACAAGUGAUCCAUACAAUGAUUUCAGGACAUCAGUGGUGGAAAUGAUAGUACAGAAACAAAUAUUUGGAGUUGAGGAUCUUCAGAUGCUUCUGCAUUGUUUUCUACAAUUGAAUUCACCUUCUUUCUACAAGAUUAUUUUUGAGGUUUUCUCAGAGAUUUGUGAACUUUUUCACUAA